Messenger RNA from Carassius gibelio (silver crucian carp), 2227 nucleotides. Its product is annotated as putative beta-lactamase-like 1. The record is from RefSeq and is a predicted model, not a curated record. The transcript is spliced from 7 exons. Lineage: Eukaryota; Metazoa; Chordata; Actinopteri; Cypriniformes; Cyprinidae. The coding region runs from base 201 to 1895 and encodes 564 amino acids.
GGCUGGUGAGUGGCUAGUAAGCUCUGGUUAUGUCUGUAUUUUAGCAGCUUAUGUGGAAUUCCACUUUGAAUGUUUUUUUUCAAACAAGCCUCUUGCAUGGAUAGACCUAACAGUUGUGGCCGGAUCAAACGGAACUCUGAAUUUGUCUUAAAGGAGGAAACCCUGUGCCUCCCAGAGAAGAAGACCACCCGACUGCAAAGAUGAAAGUGAAAUGGACAAAAUUAGGAAUGGUCUUCUUUCUGCUUCUCUCCUUUGUAAUGACGGGCUGUUUUAUUUGGCAGUACAGACUUCCCAAAGCAAAACCAGUGGAUAAAAGUUAUGCAAAAGAAGUGAAAGAGGAGAAGAUGUGCCCACUUUUCCCUGAGCCUGUGCCGUUGGAGCACCCGAUACCUGUCCUCAUGCAAGCUUUGGACAAGGUGGAUGCAAUUUUGAGGACCAGCAUUGACGCAACAAAACUGCCGGCCAUCUCUGCCAUUGUAAUAUUUAAUGAUUCUGUAUUGUGGAAUGGUAAAUUUGGCAGAAGGAAUGGAAGUGACCCCACAUCUUCACCAGUAAAUGAACACACAAUUUACAGAAUUGCAAGCCUGUCUAAAAUCUUCCCCACCUUGAUGCUCUACAAACUUUGGGAGGAUGGAAAAGUGAGUUCCUUGGAUGACCCCCUGGGGAAAUAUGUUAAGAACUUUACCAUAAAAAACCCUCUAGAGAAAAGAAGGAAUCAUGACUUGAAGGCCACCUCUGACGGCGUGAGCACUAGAGAGGCUCAAGUCCACGUCUCCUCAGUUACCCUGAGAAGGAUGGCCAGUCAGCUGUCAGGUUUACCCAGGCGGCUCCGGGCAACUACUUUACUGUGGAAAGGCAACACUCAGGCUGCUGUGGAUUUAUUACAAGAUGAUGUUCUCGUGGCUGAUCCUGGAACAAAAUGCCACUACAGCAACCUGGCCUUCUCCCUGCUGGCCCACGUGAUGGCAGAGAAGGUAGCAGGGAUGGAUUAUCAGCAAUGGGUGUCUGAAAAUAUCCUGCAGCCACUGAGAAUGGAGGACACUGGAUUUGAAAUCACCUCUCAAAUAAAGAAACGGAUGGCGAUAGGUGUUUACUCAAGCGGCUACCCCGCACCCCUCUAUGACCUUGGCUGGUAUAGACCAUCAGGGCAAAUGUACUCCACACCUGCAGACUUAGCCAAACUAGUAAUGAUGCUUCUGGGGGCAUACCAUCCAGUUCUCCAACCUGAGACUCUCAAAACCAUGCUAACUUCUCUGUUUCGCUGUGAAAAUAGCUACUUUGCUGAACAAACUGGCACACCGUGGGAGGUCAAUGAACAGUUGGGCUAUGACAUAAUCCGCAAAGAUGGAGAUCUGGAUGGUUAUUCAGCCUCAAUCUCCCUCGUACCUCGCUUGAAGCUGGGGUUGGUCAUCCUAAUGGCUGGAACCAAACCUGAAGAUGAGGAUCUGGUGGCUAAAGUCUACAGUUCACUCAUCCCCGCCAUGGAAAGUGCCUUCAGAGAUGCACCUCGUGUUUUCAAUCCUACUCCGGACCCUGAUCCCUACAUAGGUUACUUUACUUAUAGCAACAUAACGUUCUAUGAGAUCAAAGCAGAUGCAGUUGGAGUGCUUUCUCUGGAGCAGUUUGGACCUCAAGUAGACACGAUGGUUCCCAUGAAGUAUAGAAGUUUGAAACUCAGUUAUCUGCAGGAUAGGGUCUUCAGGGUGGUGUUUGAGAAGGAGUACCCAUGUCAGCUCAAACUUAACGCUGCUUGGGUGUCUCUUGAAUCUCAGGAUGGGCAGCUUUUCAACUUUUACAUCUUUAAUAAAAAGGGGCUCUCACCAGGAUUUGAUGUCCCAGGGUUAAACACUUAUAAAGUCACACGGAUACCUCGCAAACCAAUUUUCAGUGGUUGAAGAAAUCAUUUGAUCAUGCUUUUGAGUUAAUAAGCUAAAAGGUGCUCUUUAGGAUGAAAGUGUCAAAUUCUGAGGAACUUCAACCUAUGAUUGUACACAUUUUAAUAAACUUUUGGGUCGAGAUGCUGAAUGUAUAUUUAGAAUACCUUUUCUUCUCUUUAUUUUGACCAUUUUGAAAAUGGUAAUUUUUAUGUAUAGUAUCUCCUGCUGUUGUUUUCCCUUUCUUCAGAGGAAUAUCUAUACACAAUGGACAACGGACGUUCAUUUAUGUGUGUUUCGAAGAAGCUUGAACUGUGUGUCUUAUUUCAAAGUAACGUGUGUGCCUUCCCUAA